Messenger RNA from Blastomyces gilchristii SLH14081, 2970 nucleotides. RefSeq lists its product as uncharacterized. Bases 135 to 2204 code for a protein of 689 amino acids. Gene Ontology annotation, molecular function: DNA end binding. The record is from RefSeq and is a predicted model, not a curated record. Lineage: Eukaryota; Fungi; Ascomycota; Eurotiomycetes; Onygenales; Ajellomycetaceae. The transcript has 2 exons. Gene Ontology annotation, biological process: double-strand break repair via nonhomologous end joining. Gene Ontology annotation, cellular component: nucleus; DNA ligase IV complex.
GAUCUGCCUGCGAUGCCUAGAUGUUUGGAACAACCUCAGAAACAAUCUAAAGAUGAUGCUGGUUUUAUUUUCUUCACAUAAACCUUCUAUUCAGUACAUUUCACAGCUAAGUAAAUUUUGUUCAGACUGAAAAUAUGUCAAAGUGGUCGAAACUCCAGCUUCCAUGUGGCAACCCUACUCCUCCUCUUCUCUAUAAGUACCUUACCAGCAAUCUGGGGUGUGAGAUUUUCGUGACAGACUUGGCCUAUGUAUGGUCCGAAAGCCUGACCCGCAAAGAAAUCCACAAUAACGCGUCCAAGUAUAAUACGAGCAUCGAUCCGAGCGAGGAUGAUGAACAAUAUUUUGUUCUCCUACAGAAAAUUUCAGACGCGUUACGAGGGUCCAAGGACAGUUCAUUGUCGCUAGCAAGUGAGACGGGAGGCAAUGAGCUCAAACUCAGUACAUCAACAAAGCUACCAGCUCCGUUGGACCCGCUACGGUGGACGUUUACCCUCUCGCAACAGUCACCAAAUGCUUUGACUAAACACAUCCUCCUACCAAUUUUAAAAGGGGAGGUGAACCAUGACACCCGCAUCAUGUCGCUAAUAGGGCAAGUGAAGCAAAAAGAUUGGGCUCUCAGCAAAUUAUUUGACAAAAUAGAGUCGUCUGGCGUCGACCUGAGCACCGUAUUUCCUGGCAUGGGAGGAGUGCGACUCUCUCGGAAGGAUUCCGUAUAUUCUCAAGCGUCCAAGCUUAUUAAAGGAGUUGCACCAUUCGAUGAAGAAUUAUGGAAUAAUGAAUACCAAGCUAAAGAUGCUGACUACAACCUGGGUGUCCAUAUUGCGAGUGAAUUGUCGCUCUCAUUCUCAUCUAUUGAUCGACAGAGUGAUGGCAUCGCCCCUGAGAACUGGUGGAACAAGCUAGCUGCAGGUCUCGCUGACAAGCCUCGUCAAGCAGCGAGAAAGGACAAGUACCAAGAGGAACGUGCAUCAAAAAUACGGCUGCCUCCAGUAGAAAAAGAAGAGGUUACGGAAAGUGACGACGAUGAAUUUCAGACUAUGGAAACUCCACCGAGGCUGAAAAGCCGCAGGCGUAAAAAGUCUGAAAACAAUACCCCCCACAAGUCUACCAUGCCCACAGGGAAGAGACGUAUCGACUCAGAUGGAGAUUCUACAGAAGGAAGCCCUUCACUUUCCCUAGGCUCUAAAAGCAGGAAACAUACAGGAGAUGUAGCAGACCACUCCAAACAGAAGAAAUCACGAGCAUCAAAUUCCUCUGAAGCAACUGCUUCUGAAGAAGACGGGCAAGAUGAUACUCAACCAGGGCCAAACCGCAGACCAAAGGGCCUUGGGACUAUUUGCGGUAGACAGCUCGUAAGACGAAAAAAUUCCCCAAUGGAAUCAGCAGAAUCCACAGAAUCUGAAGCCCAACCUGAAGCAGCAGCUAAACCAAAAUCAACCACAAAAGCCAAGGGAAGUCUUGGGACCAUCGCCGGGAAGAAAAAGUCAGAGAAACCGCGUCAGGAAACGCCGAUCGAAUCAACAGCAUCAGAUCUUUCUGACGCUCCGGGGACAGCAUCAAGUCCAAAGCUAACGAAGGAAGCUGCCGACACUAACGAUAUGCCCACAGAAUCGGAAAAUGACACCGACAGCUCGGUCUCACGACCAGCUGAGCAAGAACUACCAAAAGCCAGCCAACGGAAAUCCUCCCCUCCGUUAAAAGCACAACCUAAAUCUGGUGGCAUGGGGGUAAUUGGUCAGAUCGGCGGUAGAAAGAAGAAGGACGAGCAGACCUCACCUACAGAUCACCCUGAAACUCCGAAAUUAGGAACGCUAAACCACGAUAAUGAUGAGGACGGCGAUGAAAUGGAAACAUCGCCAGCGACCCACCAGACAGCAAAACUUAGACACUCAAGUGGCAAGCUAGGAAUGAUCGGUGGCCGUGGCAAGCCAGCCGCUUCGACGUCACAGAAGGAAUCCUCACCAGAUCGAAGGAUGCCUCAAUUGUCACCGCCACCUAGAUAUGGAACAGCCACAAGAACCUCAGAACAACCACUAGCACCGGAGCUGGGUGAAAAAGUGGAAAUCAAACAGGAAGCAAAGGAAGAGACCCCAGAGGAGCGAGCAAAUCGGAAAAGAGCAGAACUGAGGAAGCAGUUGGAAGCGAGGAAUAAAGGUGUAGGUACUGGUGGUGGAGGACCAGCGAAGAAAAAGAGACGAUUCUGAAGUAGGUCCCGGGCUAAGAUGUGUGAUUCGAACGGAAGAUAAGCUGCAGGCAAGCCUUUAGCAGUAAUCUCAAUCGGACAUUUAUACUUGGGUAUUUUAAGUCUGUUCUCAGUUUAUGUAUUACCCCUUGUUGCAAAUCGAAAAAUAUCCCUUUUUUUCAUUUUUAUACACUGCAAUCUCACAUCCCAUUCUAUUUUAAUUAAUGAAAGGGCCACUCUACUCCCCGCCGGCUUCACUAAGGCUUCGCGGUCAUUCUUCCUGUCUACGUGUGCGAAGCAUAGUAUAGAUCGCCAGAUGCCUCCCUCCCUGUUGCCUGAAAUAAUUAUAAAAGGAGGGGCGAAUUAUGGUGGUGCAGCAUAGCAGAUACGCUCCCCCCACAAUUUAAUGCAGGAAUCCACCGGGAGAUCUGACGUUUAACACGCACCUCUUUAGGUACAGCAGUUAAUAGGCGGGUAGUAGAAGGAACACUUUAACCCUGAUAAAUUACAUUUUUACCUAUAGAUACAUCAACCAACGAACUAUGGCCCUCCUCCCCCUUUAAUAACCAUGCUACGCAGAUGGACAGAAAACACACUAAAAUACAUUCCCAAAAUCUGCCAACCAUCUUGCAAGCCCGCGUGGAAUAUUGCAAGACAUCAAAUGUAGAGGUCCAAAAAAAGCCUAAGGGAAUGGAAAAGGAAACUGCAAGGGCUAAUAAUGCCUUGCCAGUUCCCCAAAAAACAUAACAAAUAAUAACAAACAAGCAAACGAAAGGUGAAAGCCCAAG